GAACAUUUGGAUGCUUAUAUUUGAAACUUUCCACCCAAACUGACUGAGGGAAUACGUUACCAAAGGUUAUUUGAAGUGUCAGUUUACUGCUCUUGCUAAAUUUUGCUGAAAUCCAUUGUCAAAAGUUGUCUGGUGUUUGGAGCGUUUUUAAAUUCAACUCAUAGCUCAGUUUCAAGUCUGUUUUGGUCCACAAACAGAUGUUAUUUAGCAUAUAACUCAAACCCCAAUGUCCUCCAAUCACAAGAUACGGUAUGAUUAUGAUCAGGAUGGUAAUAGAAGGUCAAAAUACCUCCAGACUUUAGAGAAUCUGGACGUUCCAGCUUCAGGCCCAGCACCUCAGAAACAUAUACAUCUGAUUACUCUACGACAGUACUUGAAACAAAGAAUUAUUGAGAGCCUGUCCCCAAAGAAACAGCUUAAACAGGAACCUAAAGGUCCCUUUGGAACUCACAAAUCAAUGACUUCAAUCAAAAAACCAUCAUAUAAAGAUGUACCUAGUAAAAAACUGGAUUUUGGAACUGUGCCCAAGGAUCUCAAUUCGAAACAAGCAUCAAAUAACUUGGCUUCAGAAUUGCUGUCAGCUGAAGAUAAGAUUCAGCCUUUAUCUCAAUCUUCCAUAUCGGUACCUAAAAUUGACAAUUCUUUUUUGGUAAAACGAAAAGAGAAUGAAAACCAUCAACAACAACAUUCAACGUUAUCACCAACACCACAUCAACCAAUAAUGCCCAAGAAAUCAACUUUAUUUGUUGCUUCGGAUGAUUCAGAAACUGAAACUGAAAGUGAAAAUGCAAUUUCGCAAUUAACACUGAAGAGAAUAUUUGUGUCACUAGACUCAGAUGAUGAAGACGCCUUUGACGAGGAUGGUCAUCCUCAUUUUCUUCCUCUGGAUCAAGAAAAGUUCCAGCCAGUUGAUAUCACAUCACCAGUUAAGAUCAGCUCACAACGUCGUACGUCCCAAAUUGGUGCUGACAUUAAUGAACAAUUGAAUGAUGAACUUCAUUCUCCAGCUCAUAUUUCUGACCACGGUUCUCCAGAAUUUCAUGAGUCGACCACUGAUGUUUUUGCAAUACCUGAAGACACAGCUGUGAACUUAAGUCCCCCAUCAAGAAGAAAACUGACUAUAAGGAAGCCUAUCAUUGCUCAACCUGCAAAGCCUCAGAAACCAAAACUGGAACCUAUUUCAAAACCUAGCCAACCUAAGAAAGAACAACCAGAACCUGAAGAAGAAGAUGAUGAUGAAGAAGAUGAGAAGGAUGACGAAGUUGAAGAAGAUGAAGAAGUGGAAAAUUCAGAAGAUGAAAGUGAUGACACUUAUGAAAGUAAUAGUAUUGAAAGUGCAGAUGACGAACAGGAUGGGGAAGAAAAAGAUGAUGCUGAUGCUGACCCUUCCUUUGAUGAAGACUCGUAUUCCAAAAAAGGUCGUAAAAAGCUCGAGAUUUCUGAUAGUGAAUUAGAGGGUUUGUUCAGUUCUGAUGACGAGGAAGCUAAAAGACGUGCUAUUGAUAGAAACAAGAGAAAGGGGUUGGCAAGAAGAAAGACUGCUGCUGAAAUUAGAAGAAGGAAGCUAAAGGAGCAAGAAGAACUUUCAACAUCUAAUUCUAGUGAUGAUACGAGGUAUACUUCUGCUAGAGAAAUUUCAGGUUCAGAUAACGAUGAUGAUAGCGCCUCUGAAUCUGGGAGAAGACCUAGACUGCUGAGAGGAAAAGUUCAUGAUGAUGAGUACCAGGAAGAAGUUGGCGAGGAUGAAUUUGUGGUUGACAAUAGUGAUGAUAUUAUUUAUAGUUCGGAUGAUGAAUUUGAAAAACUCCUACGAACCAUUGAAAGUGAAGAGAAGAAAACUGAACUGCGUCACCGUCGCCGUCACCGUCGUCGUUAUUCUCAUAUCAGCAGUGAAAGUGAAAAUUCGUCUGAAGGUGAAGUUCCAGUUCGAUCAAGAAAGAAGCGAAAGAAAAGUGUUAUAUCAUCAUCCUCUGUUUCAGGGUCCUCACAAAAGAUUGAUCCACCUAGCUCUAAAGCAUCUCAAGAAACUAAGCUUACACAAAGUCAAUCACAAAACCCACCAGUACCUGUUGCAAAAUCACAGGGUGCUUCUUCAUCAACUGGGAGUCAGGAAAAAUCAGCACUCAAAGAUCACCAAGCAAAAAAGGUCAAAUCCACAACUUCAAACUCAAAAGCAACACUGAAUGGAAAACAGGGAUCAAAGAAGAAACAGUCUGAAACCUCAAAACCACAAUCCACAGGGUCCAAGAAUGAUGCAAAAUCCAACACUUUGAAAGACAUGCCGAUACUGGUUCCUAGAGGCCCAGAACCACAAAAAGCACAAAGAAACACCAAACAUAGAACAACCAUUGGUGGUAGAACAAAAACUAGCAAUUCUUCAAAUGUUGCUCGCUCAUCUGACCAAGGCCGUACUGGUAUCAGGAUCAUAAGAGAUGUUCCAAAGAAACGUAAAGUUGAAAGACCCAAAAAAUCUAAUAAAACUCAAACAACUCAAACAACUCAAACUCAAACCAGUCCAAAAGCUUCAAGAAAUUUGGUCUUCCCAAACAGACCUGAAGCUAAAGCUGCUGAACAUGUUGAUAUGUCUGAAGAAGAGGAACUCGAUGAAGAUGAUGAAGAAUUCAAAGCGCUAUACAGAAAAAAAGUUGAUGCUAUGAAAGCUAUUCCAUCUGCAUCAGAAUCCGAGAGUGAAGAGGCUGGGAAAAAUGAUUUGUCUGCUAGAGAUACUGACGGUGGUGAUUUAGAUUCUCUGUUCAACUCACCAACUGAAGAAAGUCCAUCAAUGAAUCUGAGUGAAGAUAAUGGAGAAGAGAAACAAAGAGAAGCAGAAAAAGAGAUAGAAGAAGAGAUAGAGAAAGAGCAAGAGAAAGAAACCGCACCAGAACCAACAUUACCACCUGCACCAAUUGAACCAAUAUCUGUUUCUGCUACCCCAACACCUGCACUUGCACCUGCUGAAACUACCACUGAACCAACAUAUACUGUUCUUAGUGAUAGUGAUGACUCAGAUAAUGAAUCGGAGGAUGAUGAUGAUCUGGUAUUGAUUGAUGAAGAUACAUUCAAAAAGAGUUUUACACCAGUUUCGUGA
Hansenula anomala is the source of this 3088-nucleotide messenger RNA. RefSeq lists its product as uncharacterized. The transcript is spliced from 2 exons. The record is from RefSeq and is a predicted model, not a curated record. Bases 227 to 3088 code for a protein of 953 amino acids. Lineage: Eukaryota; Fungi; Ascomycota; Saccharomycetes; Phaffomycetales; Wickerhamomycetaceae.